This is a messenger RNA of Pollicipes pollicipes, 1899 nucleotides long. RefSeq names its product phosphoenolpyruvate phosphomutase. Gene Ontology annotation, molecular function: phosphoenolpyruvate mutase activity. The record is from RefSeq and is a predicted model, not a curated record. The transcript is spliced from 7 exons. The coding region runs from base 124 to 1104 and encodes 326 amino acids. NCBI's taxonomy places the organism in Eukaryota, Metazoa, Arthropoda, Thecostraca, Pollicipedomorpha, Pollicipedidae.
AACCCCUUGACAUGUAGGCUACCCAUGCACCAAAAUAAGAGGCAACCAUGCACCAAUCCUAUGGCACUCACUUGGGCAUAAGCUUGAAUAUCUUUGAAACCAUGGCUAGUUGAAAAGUGCCUCAUGUGUCCCUCUGUUUUCCCAUCUUGCAGCAAGAUGAUGAUUUCACCAGCAAUAUGUCAAGCUUUGCCAAAAUGGCCCAUUUUAUUAAGGCUGUGUCAUAGUGCUCCAAGAAAGACAACACAGUUGAAGAAAAUGUUGGAGUCAGAUCACUUGGAGUUCAUCAUGGAGGCUCACAAUGGAAUAAGUGCCAAGAUUGUGGAAGAAGCAGGUUUCAAGGGCAUCUGGGGCAGUGGCCUGUCCAUUUCUGCCCAGCUGGGUGUGCGGGACAGUAAUGAGGCCUCAUGGACUCAGGUGGUGGAGGUGACAGAGUUCAUGUCAGAUGUCACCAGUGUCCCGAUCCUGCUGGAUGCUGACACUGGCUACGGCAACUUCAACAACGCCCGCCGGCUGGUGCACAAGCUGGAGCAGCGCGGCGUGGCGGGCUGCUGCCUGGAGGACAAGCUGUUCCCCAAGACCAACUCGCUCCACGACGAGCGGCGCCAGCCGCUGGCGGACGUGGACGAGUUCGCGCGUAAAAUCAAGGCGUGCAAGGAGCAUCAAUCGGACCCGGACUUCUGCGUGGUGGCGCGCGUGGAGGCGUUCAUCGCCGGCUGGGGCCUGGACGAGGCGCUGCGCCGGGCCGAGGCGUACCGCGCGGCCGGCGCCGACGCCGUGCUCGUUCACAGCCGACGCGCGGACCCGGCAGAGAUAGAGGCGUUCAUGCGCGCCUGGAACGACCAGGGCCCGGUGGUGAUCGUGCCGACCAAGUACCACACAACGCCGACGGACAUGUUCCGCGACAUGGGCGUCUCCAUGGUGAUCUGGGCCAACCACAACCUGCGCGCAGCCGUGACUGCCAUGCAGCGCACCAGCCGGCUGGUGUUCCAAAGCCAGAGCCUGGUGCAAGUGGAGCCGGACGUGGCUCCGGUGAAGGAAAUCUUCCGGCUGCAGGACGACCCCGAGCUGGAGGAGGCCGAGAAACGCUACCUGCCGUCCAAGUAGCGACAGCGGCCGCCGCCUGCGGUCCGCGGGCUCGCCGGUCACCGCCGGCGCAGAGUCGCCUCUUCCGCCGCCGCUGCGCCUGUCAAGCGAUGCCGGCCUAUCCCCACUGCCACCUCUGCCUGUGUAUCAGUGUUUGGGUGUUUGUGAUGCGGGGGUUCGUUGGCGCCAGGCCGACGUGGAAGUUCUGAGGAGCGACGGGCACCGGUCCCGCACGCGUUGUGCGUGUGCGUGAUGCCAGCCGGCGCGAUGCUGCUGCACCCAGGUACACCCUGCACCCUGCGAUGCUGCAGGUACCCUCUCGACUGCGACGUGCCGGUAACUUCACUGCACGUGACAUCUGAGCGUGCGUUUGCAGGCUCCGUCGCCGGCGGACCCGCGGUGAUGCGUGCAGGGUGGCUGGGGUCUAUUCUAAGCAUGUGAUGUCAGUCGCGGUUGCCAAACGCGAUGGAUAUUCAAAUGAGCUUAUGGUGUUCUGUUCGUUGUCUUUAUGUGCAUCGAAACGGACGGCUUCGUGAUAUUUGUUACCAUUGUUUUUAUGUGCGGUACGAUCGGUCGCUAUUUCUUGUCGCCCAAGGCACUUUGAACUUGUGAUAAUUUGGGUAAUAAUUUCCUCAGCGUUAGUGGGUAUCCGACAUUUUAUUCUGUGCGUGUUAUUGCACGAUAUGCACUCUAAUAGGCCAAUAGGUAAGGGGGUCCAUUUUGCUGUUGGGCGGGAGGCAUGAUGUCGCGCAAUGAAAUUCGCUUCGAUCAUUCCUUGGGCACGCUGUUUGACCUAAUACAUUGGCACGCGAAAUA